AUGGAACCCCAAGCCAAAUCUAUGGAGGUGAAACUCAUUUCCUGCAAGAACAUCAGAGCCUUCAACUUUUUCCAAAAGCUCACACUUUACGCCACCGUCUUCAUCGAUAGCGAGGAUCCCAAGAGGGAAAUCACGGAGGAACGGAAGCAGCGGCAGCGAACCCUAACGGACAGAGACAGCGAGAGCGACGGCAGCAACCCCGAAUGGAACUACCUCGCGCGUUUCGAUUUGGGGUGCCUUUCGCACUCGCCGCACGACUCCGACUUUGGUCAUCUCUUCCUCUGCUUCGAGUUCCGCCACGACGGCACCAUCCUCGGCGACAAGGUCGUCGGCGAGUGCCGCGUGGCGCUCGCCAAUAUGAUCCGCGAUGCCGGCACUGACUCGGCGAGGUUCGUUAGCUACGAGGUUCGCUCCGCCGAGGGGAAGCCCAACGGGAUCUUCAAUUUCUCGUACAAAUUGAAGGGCAUGGGAAUUGGGAUUGGGAAUGGGAAUGGAAGUGGAAGUAGGAUCCACUCGUCGCAGAUUCUCGAAGGGAGAAUCUCCGGGUACCCGGUUCUGGCGCCGGAGGAUUGCGCGUGUGCUCCCAAUAGAGUACAAUAUCCCACGUGCGAAAUCGAUAACACGUGCUGCUACCCGACGGUCGCGUUGCCGGUGGGAUCUCCCGUGUAUCCCCCCACUGCUCCACCACCGGCGGUUAUGUUUCGUCCGAACGGAGACUAUCAUUGCGAUUACCCACGCCCGCCGCCUCCGCCGGAUCCGGUGGUGUAUCCAUACUCUCCCUUGCCACCUCCGGUGGUGUAUCCCUACCCUCCCCCGCCUCCACCAGUGGUGCAUGCUUACCCGCCUUUUGGGCCCGAGGCCCAUCCUUGGCCACAAGGUCCAUAUUGUGAACGCAGGUGGUAA
Molecule: messenger RNA, 903 nt
Organism: Sphenostylis stenocarpa
Lineage: Eukaryota; Viridiplantae; Streptophyta; Magnoliopsida; Fabales; Fabaceae
Source: the annotation of a GenBank genome assembly